Ipomoea triloba (trilobed morning glory) is the source of this 3492-nucleotide messenger RNA. Its product is annotated as leucine-rich repeat receptor-like protein kinase TDR. The coding region runs from base 142 to 3270 and encodes 1042 amino acids. Gene Ontology annotation, cellular component: plasma membrane. The record is from RefSeq and is a predicted model, not a curated record. Gene Ontology annotation, molecular function: ATP binding; protein kinase activity; protein binding. The transcript is spliced from 2 exons. Gene Ontology annotation, biological process: hormone-mediated signaling pathway; protein phosphorylation. Lineage: Eukaryota; Viridiplantae; Streptophyta; Magnoliopsida; Solanales; Convolvulaceae.
UUGCUUUUUUAUCUCUGUUUUUUUCUCUCUCUUCACACCAAACAAAACUCCACCCCAUCAUGAGACAUCCUCUGCAACAAGCACUCCGAAAAAGCCAUUCUAACCAUCAAAACCUUCCAUACCUUAAAUUUACCUCUGUUAAUGCUCUACCGUUAUUCCCCAUUUCCGAUUCUUCAUCCCCAUAGCUCCACUAUGAACCCCUCUUCUUCUUCUUCUUCUUGCUUUCUUUUGCCUUUGGGUUUCUUGAUUUUGUUGGUUCUGAGGCCGGUGUUUUCUGCUCCCUCGUCUGCAAAUGUUUCGGUUCAGUUAGUGUCGCUCUUGUCGUUGAAAUCGUCGCUCAAAGAUCCUUAUGACACGUUUCGUGAUUGGGAUCCGACCUCGGCAUUGUCGAAGCCAGGUUUUGAGAAUGUUUGGUGUUCUUGGUCGGGGAUUAAGUGUGAUAAGAAGACUGGUUUUGUCACCGGGAUUAAUCUCUCCGGCCGGGGACUCUCCGGCGAAAUUCCGGCGGAUAUCCGGUAUUUGCUCCAUCUCCACCAUCUCAAUUUGAGCUCAAAUGUUCUGGGCGGCCCUUUGCCGCCGGUGCUUUUUCAAUUCCCCUUUCUCCGGUCGCUGGACGUUAGCCGGAAUAACUUCAGCUCGAUUUUCCCGCCCGGAAUUUCAAGACUCAAGUCUCUGACUCACUUUGACGCUUUCAGCAACAACUUCACCGGCCCUUUGCCCGGAGACGUCGUCCACUUGCCGAACCUCGAGUAUCUCAACUUCGGCGGCAGCUACUUCGGCGGCGAAAUUCCGGCGAGUUAUGGGAGUUUCGUAAAACUGAGAUUUUUAUACCUCGCCGGAAACUUACUCUCCGGUCCAAUCCCGCCGGAGUUGGGUUUCUUGAACCAACUUGAGCAUUUGCAAAUUGGGUGUAAUCUAUACAGCGGCGGCGUUCCGCCGCAAUUUGGCUCGUUAUCCAGUUUAGCCUAUCUUGAUAUCCAAUCAGCAAACCUCUCAGGUCCUCUGCCUCCCCAAUUGGGAAACCUCACAAAGCUUGAAAUUUUCAUUAUUUACAACAACAGUUUCGCCGGUGCAAUCCCAUAUGAAUUCGGUAAACUAACAUCCUUAAAAGAGCUCGAUUUAUCCGAUAAUUUCCUCUCAGGACCAAUCCCGACCUCGCUCUCAUCACUCCAAAAGCUUCGGUUGUUGUCUCUGAUGAACAACAACUUAACAGGCCAAAUUCCAGAACCCAUCGGAGAUCUUCCAGAGCUUGAAAUUUUAAACCUGUGGACUAACAAUCUCUCCGGGAUUUUACCGCAGAAACUCGGCUCAAAUGAGAAGUUACAAAAGCUCGAUGUCUCUACCAAUUCUCUCUCCGGUCCAAUUCCGCCCAAUCUUUGCCGUGGCAACAAACUGGAGAAGCUAAUCCUGUUCGGCAAUCACUUCAUCGGAGCUUUGCCGGAAUCUCUGGCGAACUGUACGGCUUUAUGUAGGGUUAGAAUUCAAAACAACAACCUUAAUGGCUCGAUUCCUGUCGGGUUUGGCUCAUUCCCCAAUUUAACGUUGAUGGAUAUUAGCCGGAACAGUUUCGGAGGACAAAUUCCAAGAGAUUUAGGCAAUGCCGGAAGUUUGGUGAACUUAAAUGUCUCCCAGAAUUCGUUCCAGGGCGAAUUACCCGACAACAUUUGGAAAGCCCCGAGUUUGCAGGUGUUUUCUGGUAGUUACAGUAACCUAAGCGGCAAAAUUCCUGAUUUCAAAGGUUGUCAGGCAUUGGCUAAUGUUGAACUUCAAGGAAAUAAUCUCACGGGGAGCAUUCCUUGGGAUAUUGCGGAUUGUCAGAAGCUUAUAAUGUUGAAUUUAGGUUUAAAUUCGCUUUCCGGGAUUAUUCCCUGGGAGAUUUCCACUUUGCCGUCAAUCGCUGACGUGGAUUUGUCGCAUAAUUUCCUCACCGGUACAAUUCCUUCCAAUUUCGGCAAUUGUAGCACCCUGGAGAGCUUCAAUGUUUCUUUCAAUCGCCUCUCCGGUCCCUUACCGGUUUCCAGUUCAAUAUUUUCCAGUCUCCAUCCCUCUUCCUUUAUCGGAAACGACGGCCUCUGCGGCAGCGUAAUUCAGAAGCCGUGCCGGAGCGACGCGCCACCGCCGGAGAAUAAGCAACAGCCGAAGAAGACCGCCGGCGCCGUCGUGUGGAUCGUGGCGGCGGCGUUUGGAAUCUGCCUGUUUGUACUCGUCGUGGGGAGCCGGUGUUUCCACGCGCGUUAUAGCCUCAGAUUUUCCAACAACCGGGGCAUCGGGCCCUGGAAGUUAACGGCGUUUCAGCGUUUGAAUUUCACGGCGGAUGACGUGAUGGAAUGCCUGAGCAUGAGCGAUCAGGUGAUCGGGAUGGGAUCGGCGGGGACCGUGUACAAGGCGGAGAUGCCCGGCGGUGAGAUUAUCGCCGUGAAGAAACUAUGGGGGAAGCAAAAAGAGACCGUCCGGAAACGGCCGGGGGUGUUAGCCGAAGUCGAUGUUUUAGGCAACGUGAGACAUAGGAACAUUGUGAGGUUACUAGGAUGUUGUAGCAACAAUGAGUGUACAAUGUUACUCUACGAGUACAUGCCUAAUGGGAGUCUUGACGAUCUUCUUCAUUCCAAAAACAAGGCUACCAAUUUGGCCGCAGAUUGGGUCACCAGAUACAAGAUUGCACUCGGAGUUGCUCAAGGAAUCUGUUAUUUGCAUCACGACUGUGAUCCUGUCAUUGUACAUCGAGAUUUAAAACCUAGUAACAUUCUUCUGGAUAAUGAAAUGGAAGCUAGAGUGGCUGAUUUUGGAGUUGCGAAAUUAAUCCAAAGUGACGAAUCUAUGUCCGUCAUUGCUGGAUCUUAUGGUUACAUUGCUCCAGAAUAUGCUUAUACAUUGCAAGUUGACGAGAAGAGUGACAUUUAUAGCUACGGAGUGGUGUUGAUGGAGAUAUUGACGGGUAAAAGAUCGGUGGAUGCUGAAUUUGGAGAUGGCAAUAGCGUGGUAGAUUGGGUGAGAACGAAGUUGAAGAGUAAAGACGGUAUAAAAGACGUGUUAGACAAAAAUGCUGGUGCGUCUUGUCUUUCGGUGAGGGAAGAAAUGAUGUUGUUGCUUAGGGUCGCGUUAUUGUGCACUAGCCGGAAUCCGGCGGACCGGCCAUCGAUGAGGGAUGUUGUGUCAAUGCUGCAAGAAGCCAAGCCUAAGAGGAAAGUGGCCGGGAAUGGUGGUGGCAAUGGUGCGGUUGGUGGGGGUGAUGUUAUUCCCGUGGCCCAAAAGGCAACUUUUGAGGGUUAAAUCAAAUAUCUAUAUAUGAUUGGGAAUUGAUUUUUUUUUUUUUUUUUCAUUUUGAUUUUGUAACUUGCCGUAAAUUGUGGGGAUUGGUAUAGCAGAAGGUACUUUUUUUUUGGGUAUUGUUUCCAUUAAUAUAAUGGAACUCUCUAGUGUUAUGACAAUCUUAUUCCAUUAUCCACCUAAUGUAUUACCUAUGAGGUGUUAAUGUGAUUGCUUAAAUCUUAA